This is a messenger RNA of Ziziphus jujuba (common jujube), 1908 nucleotides long. Its product is annotated as GDSL esterase/lipase At5g14450. Gene Ontology annotation, molecular function: hydrolase activity, acting on ester bonds. Bases 291 to 1472 code for a protein of 393 amino acids. The transcript has 5 exons. The record is from RefSeq and is a predicted model, not a curated record. NCBI's taxonomy places the organism in Eukaryota, Viridiplantae, Streptophyta, Magnoliopsida, Rosales, Rhamnaceae.
AACCACACCCAUUUUUCUGUAAUAAAUAUUAAGAAUACCCUAAAAUGAUAAAAGUAUACAGCUAGACUUAGAUACACUAUCAAACUCAUAAAAAGGAUAAACAAAUCAAAAGAAGGCCAAAAAAAGCAAAUCAAGAAAGGUAGCAUGUGAUUUUUAUUGGUUUUAUUUGUAAUCCCAUUUAAUACUAACUUUCCCUUGGAAAGAAGUGGAUCAUUUCCCUAUAUAAAGAAGCUCUCUUGAGCUCUUGAGCUAGGUUGAGGAAACAUAUCUUCUGGUGGAGCAGUGAGAAAAUGGACAAGCAUAUAAGAAAUAUUAGUUUUGUUAUAAGCAUUUUAGUUUCAAUAUUGGUUAUGAGUGUUAAUGGAGGAACACAUAGAUUGUCUUGUAACUUUCCUGCAAUCUAUAAUUUUGGAGACUCAAAUUCAGAUACUGGUGGUAGCUCAGCUGCUUUUUGGCCUGCAAAUGAUCCGAAGGGUGAGACUUUCUUCCACAGGCCAGCUGGAAGAGGCAGUGAUGGCCGUCUCAUAAUCGAUUUCAUGGCUGAACAUUUUGGUUUGCCGCUUUUAAGUCCUUAUUUGGAUUCAUUGGGAACGAAUUUCCGUCACGGUGCUAAUUUUGCAAUAGGAGGAUCAACAAUCAGGAGGCUUAAUGAAUCCAUGUUUCUAAAUGGUGUCCCUCCAUUUCCUACUGAAAUCCAAGUUGUGCAGUUUAGGAAUUUCAAGGAGCGCUCCACCAGGCUCUACAAACAAGCCAAGAGAAAGUCAGAGAGAAGAGGCUUGCCAAGACCUGAUGACUUCACCAAGUCUCUGUUCACAUUUGAUACUGGCCAAAAUGAUCUUGCAGCAGGUUUCAGGACAAUGACAAACGACCAGUUUGUAAAAGAAAUCCCUGACAUUAUCAACAAGUUGGCCGAUGGCAUCAGUAAUUUGUAUAAUGAAGGAGCAAGGGCUUUUUGGAUACAUAAUACCGGUCCAAUUGGUUGCCUUGCAGUGACCCUACGUGGCAUCCAUGAUCCACUGCCUGGCUAUCUUGACCGCCAUGGUUGUGUCAAGUUUCAAAAUGACAUGGCUAUAGAGUUCAAUAAGCAACUGAAGAAGAAAGUGAUGGAACUCAGGAAAAAACUCCCACUUGCUGCUUUUACAUACAUCGACAUGUUUGCUGCUAAGUAUAAACUCAUAACCGAUGCACAGAAGGAAGGAUUUUUGGACAAGGCAGAGAUAUGCUGUGGGUAUCAUGAAAAUAACAACCAUGUAUGGUGUGGGAAUGAUGCAAUAAUAAAUGGUACAAAGAUUCAUGCUGGUUCAUGUAAAGAUCCUUCCAACUAUAUUAGCUGGGAUGGAGUACAUUAUACAGAGGCUGCAAAUCAUUGGAUUGCCGAUUAUAUCAUCAAUGGUUCAUUCUCAGACACAAAGCUUCCACUCUCACAAGCAUGUCAUAGGCUUCCCCUUCAAUCUCAAGUUGAACUACAUUGAAAUUGUUGUACCAUAUAUUUGUUUAUCAAAGUUAAUAAUGAAAAAUUUAGCUAAUAUCUCCAAGAGGGUCUUCCUCUGUUUCCUAGCAAGUAGAAACCAAACAAGAAGGAAAAAGUAAAAACAGAUAAAGGAAUUGGUAAUUUGUUACAAAUAGUGGAAUUUGUUCAAUAAAAAUGCUAAAAUGAGUUGAUGACAAUGCUGAAUUUUGGUUGAGACACUAUAAUUCUUGCAAACCCUUUAUUCAUCAAUGGUCUUGUCGAGCACCCAAUUCUCUGUACAAGUUCACUGAAUUGGGCUACCUAGAGCUUGGGGCUGGAAUCUGAUUGAGUCCCAUUUGGAGAACAAAGUUCGAUCUCUGCAUAAUGGACCCUGAGUUGAUAUUCUUGUGCUUUGGGCCUCAAAUCUCCAAUGUGAAUCAGAUCAAGAUAGGUUUUUU